Messenger RNA from Lolium rigidum, 1092 nucleotides. Its product is annotated as auxin-responsive protein SAUR36-like. Lineage: Eukaryota; Viridiplantae; Streptophyta; Magnoliopsida; Poales; Poaceae. Gene Ontology annotation, biological process: response to auxin. The record is from RefSeq and is a predicted model, not a curated record. The coding region runs from base 541 to 975 and encodes 144 amino acids. The transcript has a single exon.
GUCAACCAACAACAGGUUUUGUGAAAUCGUCGGGCAAGUUGUUCACUUAUUUGAACCACUAAUCACAUUAAAACUGGUUAUUCAGAAACAAUGUGUUGUGGGCAUGGACAAUUGUCAGACUAUGCAUCUCACUCUCAGGGGAUUUCCAGAUCUUUAAACAAUUGGUAUCUCAGUGCCAACAGAACUGUCCCUCACUAUUCACACGUUGGACCCGACUUUCACGUAGUUCUCAUGAAGCAUGCCCGUGAGCCACUAAGCAGGCCAGUUUGGCAGCACAUUGUGAUAUCAAAUCACACAAACACUACCGCCACUGUCCCCAAUAAGUAUCCAAAGAGGUAGCCUCUAAACAUUGCAUGUUCAAAGCUCAUGGCCUUGUCCCUUGCCAGCUUGCUUUGAUAGCUGCAUGCUUAUCGUUCCCCCCACCUAUAAAUGCAUCAGCUCUGAACCACCGGUUCCAUCCAGAAGCAAAGCACUACAUCUAGAUUAACACUUGACACAAAACUCUGAGUUAUCUGCCAAGAACGAAGGAGAUAUACAACCAUGGUCAGUGCGAAGAGACUUUCUCAAAUGAUAAAGAAGUGGCAAAGAGUGGCAGCCAUCGGGAGGAAGAGGCUUAUGUGGACGGCAGCGAAUGAAGUCGAUGAGUGCUGCACAUCUGUGGUAGUGAAGGGCCACUGUGCCAUGUACACUGCCGACGGGAGGCAGUUCGAGGUGCCAUUGGUGUUCCUCAGCACAACGAUCAUUGAAAGGCUCCUGAGGAUGUCUCAGGAUGAGUUUGGCUUCACAAGUGACGGGAGGAUCACACUGCCUUGUGAUGCAGCAGUGAUGGAGUAUGUCAUGUGCUUGCUCAGAAGGAAUGCAUCAGAAGAGGUAGAGACAGCUUUCCUGAGCUCCGUGGUCAGACCCUGCCACCAUGGAAAUGGUUUGGAGCUAUCCAUGGGAGUUAGCCAGCAAAUAGCUGUUUCUAGCUUCUGAUGAUUCAGUAUUUGUUUUACUUUUUUUCUCUCUGUCCAUUUUUGGGAUGAUGUAAAUAGUUCUAUAUAGAACAUAGGAAAUGAAAAAAGGGUACCACAAGUUGACUAUUUGACUUCG